Molecule: messenger RNA, 1032 nt
Organism: Linum trigynum
Lineage: Eukaryota; Viridiplantae; Streptophyta; Magnoliopsida; Malpighiales; Linaceae
Source: the annotation of a GenBank genome assembly
UGAACUGAAGCUGAGUAAUAGUAACUCUAGAGACCCGAGGAUUCGAUAUUUAUUACUUGUGCCACUAUACUGCAGUCCCUUUCAUUGGUUACACUUGGCCAUUGUUAGGUGUUGUGUCGUAGCGUGUCAAGUUUUUGGCGCCGUUGCUGGGGACUUUCUAGAUUAUUAGGAAAGGCAGAAGUUUGUUACUUUAGCGUUUUUUUCCACCCUUGCUUUUCACUUGGGUGUUUUUUUUGUUUUGUUUUGUUGGUGCAGAUCUGAAUCAUGGAUCCUAAUGGCUUCUCCAACCAUUGGGGGUAUCCACCACCAUCCGAGUGGUAUUACCUCGAGACUCCCUGGAGUAACCAAGGAGGAGAAUACUAUGGAGUCGGGUUUCAGUACCAACCUCCCUACUACGAAGGACAAUCAGACCCUUGGGUAUUCCAAGAACAAUCUCCUUAUCAAGAAGAAUUCCUCCUACAACAAGAAGGACCAUCAGAUCUUGGGUUCGCCACAGCCUUCACGGGCGAUCCGGCAGAGCCAUGCUACACUCCACAACCAGAUCCAAAUUAUCACAUGAGGCUUCUUGUGGAGCAGAUUGCUCGAGUACCUGAGAGAUCCUUUCCCGAGAUGGAGGCACGCGUUGUGCUUAUUUGUGUGAAUGAAUGUGGAUGUUGGUAUUUAAAUAUGAGAACCACGGGAGGUUGGAUCACUACUGGAUGCAGUAGAUGAUUGGGUCACUACUGGAUGACGAUAAGUAACGCAUCAGUUGAUCGUGUGUUUUUGGUUCACUACUGGACAGCGAGAUGUAAUGUCGUUGUUGACCGGGCUUGGUACUGAAGGACGAGACAAAACGGAGUACCAUUGCUUUAGAGGUAGGGACACCGGACGGCGAGACGUAACAUGGUGAUGCCUAGUACUAGUGUUAUGUGUAUGAGUGAAGGAUAGGAGUAGAGAACUCCUAUAAGUUAAUUACAGAAAAAAUUAUAAAGGGUGAAAGCGAGAACGACUUUUAAGUAAGAGGAGAAAUUCUAAUAAGGUUAGAUUUGAAUA